AUGGCACUGGCAAUGCUGCAUGAGUGGUGCAAUGAGAGCACGCACCAUUUCCUGCUCAUCCCGGAUGACUGUGAGGAAGAGGAAUUCCAGAAUGCCGCGAAGACUGCCCUGUGGCCCCUGGGCAGAUACCAAGUGCUGGGCAAAGUGUUCAGAAAGGAGCUCAGAUCCAGGGUCGCCUUAGUGGAGUUUGCUCAGUAUUUAAACCGAAGUUUGAUUCCCCGACAAACAGCAGGCAAGGGAGGACCCUGGCCUGUGGUCUUUCUGCCCCAGGCUCCUGAUUUAGAGUCACAGGAUAGACCCAAUUUCCCUGCCCAGCACCAGAGGCAAGCAAGGUCUGGCCAGGCAGGUGAGGCAGGAGCUGUAGGUAAAGAAAGGGCUGCAGAUGUCACAGGAGCUGCAAGUAAGGAAGGGUGUGAAGGUCAGGAAGGAGCUAUAGGUGAGGCAGGAGCUGCAGGUGAGGCAGGAGCUGCAGGUGAGGGGGGAGGGGCAGGUGAGGCAGGAGUUGCAGGUGAGGAAGAAGCCAUAGGUGAAGUGGGAGUUGCAAGUGAGGCGAGAGCAGCAGGUGAGAUGGGAGCUGCAGGUGAGGAAGGGUGUAAAGGUAAGGAAGAAGCUACAUGUGAGGUGGGGGCUGCUGGUGAUAAAGGACAUGAAAGUGAGGAAAAAGCUGCAGGUGUGGAAGGAGCUGUAGGUGAGGCAGGAACUGAAAAUGAAGGGAUAGUGUUAGAUGAAGGAGAUGCAGAUGUGGUAGGAGCUGUCAGUAUGGUAGGAGAAGAUGGAGGAGUACUCGAUGAAGAGGGAGCUGUAGGUGUGGCAGGAGCAGAAGGUGAGGCAGGAGCUGUAGGUGUGACAGGAGCUGCCGGUGUGGCAGGAACAGAAGAUGAAGGAGCAGUGCCUGAUGAGGAGGGAGCCGCAGGUGACACAGGAAUUGCAGGUGUGCUGGGAUCUGUGAGUAUGGCAGGAGCAGCAGGGGAGGCGGGCACUACAGGGGAGGAAGGAGCUGCAGGAGCCGUAGAUGAGGGAGGAUCCUGGAUCCAGCAGUGGGGCCAGGCUUGGCAGCCUGUGCCAGAAGACGCGGCCUACGGGGAACUGAGAACCUUCUCCGGGAUGGAAGAUCCAGACCAAGAGUCCUUUGAGGUCUGGCUGGAGCACGCCAACGACAUGCUGUUCAUGUGGCGCCACGUGCCAGAAGGGGAGAGGAGGCGGUGGCUGAUGGAAAGCUUGGGGGGCCUCGCGCUCGAGUUCAUGUGCGGCCUCCUGGCAGAAAAUCCCAACAUGCUUGCGCAGGAUUGCCUGGCCGCAAUGGUCCAGGUGUUCGGAGACAAGGAUCCCUGCGUGACCGCACGGCUGAAGUUCCUGACGUGCGCCCAGCGGCCCCAGGAGACUCUGUUUGCCUACGUGAUGCGCCUGGAAGGCCUGCUGCAGUCGGCCGUGGAGAAGGGGGCCAUCCAUCCCACCAUCGCGGACCAGGUUCGCGCCAGGCAGGUGCUGAUGCGGGCUCGCUCCAACGAGAUGCUCCAGAGCAAGCUGAAGAGGAUGCGGCUGGAGAGGAGACCACCCGGCUUCCUGGGGAUGCUGCGGCUCAUCCGCGAGGCCGAGGCGUGGGAGGCCGCCCCAGCUACGGGUGAGCAGUUCCAAGUGGAAGAAGGGCGCCCCGCCCGUGUAUGUCAGAGACUAUGGCAGGAGGACUGUGGUGGUGGGGGACGCAGAGGUCCCUGA
This is a messenger RNA of Canis lupus familiaris (dog), 1716 nucleotides long. Its product is annotated as paraneoplastic antigen Ma6E-like. The record is from RefSeq and is a predicted model, not a curated record. NCBI's taxonomy places the organism in Eukaryota, Metazoa, Chordata, Mammalia, Carnivora, Canidae.